AUGCCAUAUCGUUCGGAGUUGAAAAGACCUGAUUUGAAAGGUACAUUCCCAUGUUCAGUUUGUGGUAAAGUAUUUUGUCAUUCGUCAUCAUUAAGUCGGCAUCGUAUGCAAGCUCAUUUCAAAAGCUACACUUGUACACAAUGCAAUCAGGAAAUUUCUAGCUGCUCUGGAAAUGAAACGCUCCGGUCGCAUAUGUUCCGGAUACAUUCUAUUUCACGAAUGUUUAUGUGUCGGUGCUGUAAUUGGGCAUAUCCUGACAAGACAAGCUUGCAUAUACAUAUGCAGAGUAUGUUGCGGAAUGGUACUCCCGGUGACGUUUCUGUUCUUGCGAGAAGUUCUAAUGAUGGUCCAGGAAUGGCUGGUGUCGUAGGAGAAAUGUCACCAAGAGAGCUUGAAGAAAGUCCAUCAGUAAGCCCCCAAGAUGGAUGUGGAAAUGAAUCACCACGAGGCGAACAAACACAUAUUAAAAGUUCCUUAUUUGGUAAUGGUAAUGGUUUACUGGACGGAUCCAUAUUUCCAGCGACAGUCAGCAAUACCGAUAGUUUAUUUCGAUUUACGGCUAAGCCGGAUAAUUUGCUGACACCAAUUAGUACGGAUGCCAGUGGUCAGAACAGCUGGUUAACAGCAUGGUUGGCAAAUAAUGCUUUUACUGUGGCGCCUUUUAAUUCUACCAAUUUGUUGACAGUGACAAACAGUGCAGAAGUUAUAAAUGUACAAAAAGAUGGAGCAACAGCAAUAAAUAUAGGUUUAAAAGUGGAGUCGAAGGAGGAUGAACUAAUUUCAAAUAGCAUUGAUACCAACGCUGUUAAAAGUACCUCUCUUGCAUCUCCAAGUAAAACACCAAAUUCCACCUCUUCACAGGAAUAUAAGCGAUCGGUCAAUGCGAGUUCACUGGAUGAUUUGCUGGAAAGGAAAGGCUUAAGUGUUACUCGAAAUCAUCGAAAUAAACGGAAAGCUAGCAAUCCUCAGCAACUACUGGCUUCAACAGCAUUUGUCGGUGCAGAUGAUGAAGAUGAUGAAGGAUUUGCUACACUACCACGAAAACAGAACAUCGUAGAUACAAAUACCAAAAUAAACGAUCGUGGUAAAUCAGCCAACGGUGACCUUCCUCCUCAAACAACAACAGUGAGCAGAACAACCCCGAAUGGUGUCACACUGGUUGAUGCUUCUACUAGUCCUAUUAAGAGAUGUGACUGCACGGUACUAAAAAUCAAAUGUGGUGUAACAGAAACGAGAAAUCAGUCUCCUGAAACGAAAAUUUUGAAUUAUGGAAGGGAAACUGACCACCUGGAUAUUCAGCUAACAGGACUGGACACAACACUGCGACAAUUUGAACAUGAAAAAGAAGAACUCAGACAUCAAAUUGAAAUAUUUGAGGAGAUUUUAAUUGGUUACCAGCAAAGCGCACUAGCAGCUUUGGCACUACUACAAAGUGGCGGUCCAGAUGCAAUCCCAGCGAUCAAGAAAUUGAUGGAAAAUUUGCUACAGUGA
Molecule: messenger RNA, 1491 nt
Organism: Brugia pahangi
Lineage: Eukaryota; Metazoa; Nematoda; Chromadorea; Rhabditida; Onchocercidae
Source: the annotation of a GenBank genome assembly